AAUAUACAACUCCGUCGCUUAGAGUCGAGGUUCAGUUGAAUCAAAGACACACGCAGUUAGUUCCACCAACAUGUCGGUGGUGGGCUUGUUGGCCGGUAUCGGCGCUUUUUUCAAAGUGCGUUACCUGCACGACAAGGCCGUCAUAGACAACCCCGUGUUCCGUCUUCACUACCGUUUCACCAGCGCCUUCUUCUUCGCCGCUUGCGUCCUCACCACGGCCUUCAAUUUCUUCGGCAAUCCGAUCAGCUGCAUAACCGGAGAGCCGUUCUCAAGACCGGAAGCGCUCAACACCUACUGCUGGCUUCACAGCACGUUUACGCUGGCCAGCCAAGAAGGCCAACGCGUUGGAAUAGAAUUCGCUCAUCCGGGAGUCGGUGCGGAGAAAUCCGACAGCGAGCAUCGCUACCACAACUACUACCAAUGGGUGCCUUUCGUCCUGUUCCUGCAAGGCGUCCUCUUCUACCUUCCGCACUGGCUGUGGAAGAUGAACGAAGGCGGCCGCGUCAGAGACAUGACCGGCGGCAGUCGAGGCACCAGCAUCGGACAGGAAGGCGCCCGUCACGAUCACUGCGCCGCCCUCUUCAGCUAUUUGGUGCAGACGAUGCGAUAUCAUCGCAAUCUAAUCGCCGCCUACGUCACGUGCGAGCUGCUCAACUUCGCCAACGUGGUGGGAAACAUUUACUUCAUCAACCGGUUCCUCAACGGCGCUUUCCUAACCUACGGCACGCGAGUGGUCCAGCUGUCCGACGAGGACCAGGAGGAUCGUGCCGAUCCCAUGGUCGAGGUCUUCCCGCGCAUGACCAAAUGCAAUUUCCACAUGUACGGCUCGUCGGGAACGAUCCAGAAGAUCGACGCCCUCUGUCUCCUUCCGCUCAACAUCGCCAACGAAAAGAUCUACAUCUUCCUCUGGUUCUGGCUCAUUAUCCUGUCAGUCAUUACCGGUUUAGCCCUGAUCUACAGGUUAGCCAUGUUUAUGUCACCGACGCUACGCCUCUUUCUCAUCCGUCGCCUGGCAUCGCCAUCAAAGGCCUCUACAGAGACAGUCGUCUGGCGCGUCCCUGUCGGUGAUUACUUUCUCCUUCACAUGCUCGGCAAGAACCUGGAAGGCUUCCUGUUCAACCGAUUGAUGGACGACCUGGCUAAGCACCUGACGAGUAACGCCAGUGAGGCGGAGGAACGACGACGUGGCCCGUUCACACGCCAGACGUCCAAAUUGUCCGAGCUGAUGUCAUCGGUUGGAAAGCGCGCUUCUUUCAGGGCGGAACCGAAGGCAAUCUACUUGCCAAUGGAAGAAUCCUCCAUUACUAAAUCGCAAAGCAUUGAUUGAGUCAUUUAUACUAUUUUGAUUUUCUUCUGUUUUUCUUUUUGUUAUCGAAAUCGCGGGUAUUGUUCGAAUUUUCUGUUCUUUUUCUGGCAUUCAAAAAUACACUUGGAUUUCGGUUUGCUUUUAACGAAAA
Molecule: messenger RNA, 1457 nt
Organism: Daphnia magna
Lineage: Eukaryota; Metazoa; Arthropoda; Branchiopoda; Diplostraca; Daphniidae
Product: innexin inx3
Exons: 2
Coding region: 71-1327 (418 amino acids)
Biological process (GO): phototransduction
Cellular component (GO): gap junction; plasma membrane
Molecular function (GO): gap junction channel activity
Source: RefSeq, a predicted model, not a curated record